Molecule: messenger RNA, 2998 nt
Organism: Gekko japonicus
Lineage: Eukaryota; Metazoa; Chordata; Lepidosauria; Squamata; Gekkonidae
Product: histone deacetylase 4
Exons: 22
Biological process (GO): negative regulation of transcription by RNA polymerase II; chromatin organization
Cellular component (GO): histone deacetylase complex
Molecular function (GO): histone deacetylase activity
Source: RefSeq, a predicted model, not a curated record
AAUGUCUUUCUGACUGACUGGUUAUGAAUGUGUUUCCUGGAUAUGCUUCCUGUUUUCCACCUGUGCACUGAAUCUCUUCAGAAGUCAGCCCCUCUUUAAUACUUGUUUUAAAGAGUUGAGGUUCUUCUAGCAAUGAGUUCUCAAAGCCAUCCAGAUGGACUUUCUGGCAGGGACCAGCCAGUAGAAUUACUAAAGCCAACCAGAGUAAACCACAUGCCAAGUUCUGUUGAUGUGACCACAGCACUACCUUUGCAAGUUGCACCAUCUGUAGUCCCCAUGGAUCUCCACUUGGACCAUCAGUUCUCCAUGCCAGUGGCAGAACCUACGUUACGAGAACAGCAGCUCCAACAGGAACUUCUGGCCCUCAAACAAAAACAGCAGAUCCAGAGACAGAUCCUUAUAGCAGAAUUCCAGAGACAACAUGAUCAGCUGUCUCGUCAGCAUGAAGCUCAGCUACAUGAACAUGUAAAGCAGCAACAGGAGAUUCUGGCGAUGAAACAUCAGCAGGAGCUCUUGGAGCAUCAGAGGAAGUUAGAACAGCAUCGGCAGGAGCAAGAGUUGGAGAAACAGCACAGAGAACAGAAACUACAACAGCUUAAAAACAAAGAGAAAGGAAAAGAAAGUGCCGUGGCAAGCACAGAGGUAAAAAUGAAGUUACAAGAAUUUGUUUUGAAUAAAAAAAAAGCUUUAGCCCAGCGGAAUCUCAACCAUUGCAUUUCCAAUGAUCCUCGUUUCUGGUAUGGGAAAACACAGCACAGUUCUCUUGACCAGAGCUCUCCUCCACAAAGUGGAGUAUCGGGUACCUACAAUCACCCUGUGCUAGGGAUGUAUGAUUCCAAAGAUGACUUUCCACUCAGAAAAACAGCAUCAGAACCCAAUCUCAAAUUGCGAUCCAGAUUAAAGCAGAAGGUGGCUGAAAGACGCAGUAGCCCCUUAUUACGAAGGAAAGAUGGUCCUGUAGUUACAGCUCAUAAGAAGCGACCAUUAGAUGUUGCAGAUUCCAUGUGCAACAGUGCUCCUGGAUCUGGCCCCAGUUCUCCAAACAAUAGCUCUAGUAACAUAAGUGCUGAGAAUGGAAUUACUGGAUCAAUUGCAAAUAUUCAAGCUGAGACCAACCUGGCCCACAGACUAGUGAAUCGUGAAAGCUCCAUAACACAGCUUCCUCUGUACACAUCUCCCUCCUUGCCCAAUAUAACGUUAGGAUUACCAGCAACUGCCCCUUCCAGCGGGGGAUCAGGACAGCAGGAUGCUGAAAGACUUGUUAUCCCAUCCUUACAACAACGAAUCUCCCUAUUUCCUGGAACCCAUCUAACACCUUAUUUGAGCAGUUCAACUGUGGAAAGAGAUGGGGGAACUACACACAACCCUCUUCUUCAACACAUGGUCUUACUGGAACAACCAACUGCACAAAAUACCUUAGUCCAAGACUGGUAUCUUUCAGGACUAGGGGCACUCCCCCUCCAUGCGCAAUCCCUGGUGGGCGCGGAUCGGCUCUCUCCCUCCAUACACAAACUGCGGCAACAUCGCCCUCUGGGCCGUACACAGUCUGCUCCUCUUCCCCAGAAUGCGCAGGCCUUACAGCAAUUAGUGAUUCAACAACAACAUCAGCAGUUCUUAGAAAAACACAAACAGCAAUUUCAGCAGCAGCAGCUGCACAUUAACAAGAAAAUACCAAAAACAAAUGAAUCUUCUCGCCAGCAUGAAAGCCAUCCUGAAGAAACAGAAGAGGAAUUACGAGAACACCAGGCAUUUUUGGAAGACGCGUAUAUUGAUAGAAUAUCAAACCAAAAGGAUUUCCAAGGGCUGGCCAAUAUGGUCCAGGUAAAGCAAGAACCCCUUGAAAAUGAUGAAGAUGGAGAGAUGCCACAAGAACUAGAACCAGGGCAGAAGCAGACUGAGCAAGAGUUGCUAUUCAGACAGCAAGCGCUUUUACUGGAGCAGCAACGCAUUCACCAGCUGAGAAAUUACCAGGCAUCCAUGGAAGCUGCUGGUAUCCCCGUGUCCUUUGGAGGGCAUCGGCCCCUUUCUCGCGCCCAGUCCUCACCUGCUUCUGCAAACUUUCCCAUAUCAGUACAGGAGCCACCCUGCAAACCACAGUUCACAACAGGCCUUGUAUAUGAUACCUUGAUGCUGAAGCACCAGUGUACCUGUGGAAACACAAACAGUCACCCAGAGCACGCAGGGAGAAUCCAGAGCAUCUGGUCACGGCUUCAGGAAACAGGUCUUCGUAGCAAGUGUGAGUGUAUCCGUGGAAGAAAAGCAACACUAGAAGAGCUACAGACUGUUCAUUCAGAAGCUCAUGCAUUGCUUUAUGGUACCAAUCCUCUGAACAGACAGAAAUUGGAUAGCAAGAAACUAUUAGGUUCUCUAACAUCAAUGUUUGUCAGGCUCCCUUGUGGUGGCAUUGGCGUUGACAGCGAUACAAUUUGGAAUGAAGUACAUUCGUCUAGUGCUGCUCGCCUUGCUGUUGGCUGCGUAAUAGAGCUUGUUUUUAAAGUGGCUACAGGAGAACUGAAGAAUGGAUUUGCUGUAGUUCGACCUCCUGGCCACCACGCAGAAGAAAGUACACCUAUGGGGUUCUGCUAUUUCAAUUCUGUGGCGAUUUCAGCUAAACUUCUUCAGCAAAGACUGAAUGUGAGCAAAAUCCUCAUAGUGGACUGGGAUGUUCAUCAUGGCAAUGGUACUCAGCAGGCUUUCUACAGUGAUCCAAGUGUACUUUAUAUUUCACUACAUCGGUAUGAUGAUGGGAAUUUCUUCCCAGGCAGUGGAGCUCCUGAUGAGGUUGGCAUAGGACCAGGUGUUGGUUUCAAUGUUAAUAUGGCGUUCACUGGUGGUCUUGAUCCACUAAUGGGAGACACAGAAUACUUGACUGCUUUCAGAACAGUAGUAAUGCCAAUUGCUCAUGAGUUUGCUCCAGAUGUUGUCCUGGUAUCGUCUGGUUUUGAUGCUGUGGAAGGUCAUCCUGCACCUCUUGGAGGCUAUAAUGUAUCAGCAAAAU